This is a messenger RNA of Manis pentadactyla (Chinese pangolin), 12010 nucleotides long. It is a transcript of the gene HNRNPU, whose product is annotated as heterogeneous nuclear ribonucleoprotein U. The transcript has 16 exons. The coding region runs from base 220 to 2694 and encodes 824 amino acids. Gene Ontology annotation, biological process: negative regulation of transcription by RNA polymerase II; positive regulation of transcription by RNA polymerase II; negative regulation of telomere maintenance via telomerase. Gene Ontology annotation, molecular function: promoter-specific chromatin binding; RNA polymerase II cis-regulatory region sequence-specific DNA binding; poly(G) binding. The record is from RefSeq and is a predicted model, not a curated record. Lineage: Eukaryota; Metazoa; Chordata; Mammalia; Pholidota; Manidae. Gene Ontology annotation, cellular component: cytoplasmic ribonucleoprotein granule; telomerase holoenzyme complex; CRD-mediated mRNA stability complex.
GCUCGCGCCAGGCGAGUCUCCGCGUCUCCCUCGCGAACUCGGUGAAAGGAAUUGGCGCCGUUCGACACCAGGCGGGUCUGCUCUGCAGCACGAACCCACUUCCAGCCGCAGCCGCAGCCGCCGCCUGGGCCGGGAGCAGCCGCAGCAGCCGCCGCCGCCAGUGGCCGAGUGAGCGGAGCCGAAUUCGACCAGCGCCUAGCGGUGAAUCGGGGCCUCACCAUGAGUUCCUCGCCUGUUAAUGUAAAAAAGCUGAAGGUGUCGGAGCUGAAAGAGGAGCUCAAGAAGCGGCGCCUUUCUGACAAGGGCCUCAAGGCCGAGCUCAUGGAGCGGCUCCAGGCCGCGCUGGAUGACGAGGAGGCCGGGGGCCGCCCCGCCAUGGAGCCCGGGAACGGCAGCCUGGACCUGGGCGGGGACUCCGCCGGGCGCUCGGGAGCAGGCCUGGAGCAGGAGGCCGCGGCCGGUGGCGACGAGGAGGAAGAGGAGGAGGAAGAGGAGGAGGAGGGGAUCGCUGCGCUGGAUGGCGACCAGAUGGAGCUAGGGGAGAAUGGGGCCGCGGGGGCGGCCGACUCGGGCCCGAUGGAGGAGGAAGAGGCCGCUUCGGAGGACGAGAACGGCGACGAUCAGGGCUUCCAGGAAGGGGAGGAUGAGCUCGGAGAAGAGGAGGAAGGCGCGGGCGACGAGAACGGGCACGGAGAGGAGCAGCCUCAACCGCCGGCGACGCCGCAGCAACAGCCCCAGCAGCAGCGCGGGGCCGUCAAGGAGGCCGCGGGAAAGAGCAGCGGCCCCACCUCGCUUUUCGCGGUGACGGUGGCGCCGCCCGGGGCGAGGCAGGGCCAGCAGCAGGCGGGAGGUAAGAAGAAAGCGGAAGGAGGCGGAGGCGGCGGUCGCCCCGGGGCUCCGGCGGCGGGAGACGGCAAAACAGAGCAGAAAGGCGGAGAUAAAAAGCGAGGUGUUAAAAGACCUCGAGAAGAUCACGGCCGCGGAUAUUUUGAGUACAUUGAAGAGAACAAGUAUAGCAGAGCCAAAUCUCCUCAGCCACCUGUUGAAGAAGAAGAUGAACACUUUGAUGACACAGUGGUUUGUCUUGAUACUUAUAAUUGUGAUCUACAUUUUAAAAUAUCAAGAGAUCGCCUCAGUGCUUCUUCCCUUACUAUGGAGAGUUUUGCUUUUCUUUGGGCCGGAGGAAGGGCAUCUUACGGUGUGUCAAAAGGCAAAGUCUGUUUUGAGAUGAAGGUUACAGAGAAGAUCCCAGUAAGACAUUUAUAUACAAAAGAUAUUGAUAUACAUGAAGUUCGGAUUGGCUGGUCACUAACCACAAGUGGAAUGUUGCUUGGUGAAGAAGAAUUUUCUUAUGGGUAUUCUCUAAAAGGAAUAAAAACAUGCAACUGUGAGACUGAAGAUUAUGGAGAGAAGUUUGAUGAAAAUGAUGUGAUUACAUGUUUUGCUAACUUUGAAAGUGAUGAAGUAGAACUCUCCUAUGCAAAGAACGGACAAGAUCUUGGUGUCGCCUUCAAAAUCAGCAAGGAGGUUCUUGCUGGGCGGCCACUCUUCCCACAUGUUCUCUGCCACAACUGCGCAGUUGAGUUUAAUUUUGGUCAGAAGGAAAAGCCAUAUUUUCCAAUACCUGAAGACUAUGCUUUUAUCCAGAAUGUCCCCUUAGAGGAUCGAGUUAGAGGACCGAAGGGGCCUGAAGAGAAGAAAGAUUGUGAAGUUGUUAUGAUGAUUGGUUUGCCAGGAGCUGGAAAAACUACCUGGGUUACUAAACAUGCAGCGGAAAAUCCUGGUAAAUACAACAUUCUUGGAACAAACACCAUAAUGGAUAAAAUGAUGGUGGCAGGUUUUAAGAAGCAAAUGGCAGAUACUGGAAAACUGAACACGCUUUUGCAGAGAGCUCCACAGUGUCUUGGAAAGUUUAUUGAGAUUGCUGCCCGUAAGAAGCGAAAUUUCAUUCUGGAUCAGACAAAUGUGUCUGCUGCUGCCCAGAGGAGAAAAAUGUGCCUGUUUGCAGGCUUCCAACGAAAAGCUGUUGUAGUUUGCCCAAAAGAUGAAGACUAUAAGCAAAGAACACAGAAGAAAGCAGAAGUAGAGGGAAAAGAUCUACCAGAGCAUGCAGUCCUCAAAAUGAAAGGAAACUUUACACUGCCAGAGGUAGCUGAGUGCUUUGAUGAAAUAACCUAUGUUGAACUUCAGAAGGAGGAAGCCCAAAAACUUUUGGAGCAGUAUAAGGAAGAAAGCAAAAAGGCUCUUCCACCAGAAAAGAAACAGAACACUGGCUCAAAGAAGAGCAAUAAAAAUAAGAGUGGCAAGAAUCAGUUUAACAGAGGCGGUGGCCAUAGAGGUCGUGGUGGAUUCAAUAUGCGUGGUGGAAAUUUCAGAGGAGGAGCUCCUGGAAAUCGUGGUGGAUAUAACAGGAGGGGCAAUAUGCCACAGAGAGGUGGUGGCGGUGGUGGAAGUGGUGGAAUUGGCUAUCCAUACCCGCGUGGCCCUGUUUUUCCCAGCCGAGGUGGUUAUUCAAACAGAGGGAACUACAACAGAGGUGGAAUGCCCAACAGAGGCAACUAUAACCAGAACUUCAGAGGACGAGGAAACAAUCGUGGCUACAAAAAUCAAUCUCAGGGCUACAACCAGUGGCAGCAGGGUCAAUUCUGGGGUCAGAAGCCAUGGAGUCAGCAUUAUCACCAAGGAUAUUAUUGAAUACCCAAAUAAAACGAACUGAUACAUAUUUCUCCAAAACCUUCACAAGAAGUCGACUGUUUUCUUUAGUAGGCUAACUUUUUAAACAUUCCACAAGAGGAAGUGCCUGCGGGUUCCUUUUUUAGAAGCUUUGUGGGUUGAUUUUUCUUUUCUUUUCUUUUUUGUACAUUUUUAAUUGCAGUUUUAAAGUGAAUCGUUAAGAGAACCUCAGCAUUGUGCACGAUAAGAGAAUGUGUCAGUAUUUCAGGGUUCUACAUUUUAUCUGUAAAAUGUGACUUUUUUUUUAUCACAACAAAAGUAAAAUGUUGCUUUGUACCUGGUGUCUUUUAUUAAGAAUUUACUCCCCCCAUUUCUCAGAGAUAACAGUCGGGAGUCAUUGUCACAAUAUAAUAGAAAUGUUAGCAACCAGAUUCAUGUAAGGACUAAGUGGUCCUCAUGAAUUGCAUAUGACUCUGUACUGCUCAUAUUACACUCCAUCCUCUCUGUAGUUUGCUGAGUAGUGGAGGGGGUAAGCUUAAACAAUAGUUUUGGACAAUAACUGGGAAGGCUUUUUAUUUUUAAAUAACAAUGGAAUUGGCAUAAUUGGGAAUGAAGAUAAAACUUGGAACCAAGAUAGAGAAGAUGGAGUGUAUGUAGAAGGGCUGUUAAAAAUGUAAACCUUGGUUGCAUUAUUUGUGGAGGCUCAAACUUGUGAAGGUUAACCCAUAAUUUUUCCAUUUGUUCUGCAUUUUGAUUCUGAAAAGAAAGCUGGCUUUGCCCAUUUCUUAUUAAAAAAACUUGUUGUAAAUCCAGUUGUCUAAUGGGAUCUAUAUGAAGUUAGCUAUGUCUGUAUGCCCUUCUCCCACAAAAUACUGUAUAACUAGUGUGCUUGUAGUAGUUUACUCCACCAUCUUUGUAAGCUAAUGAAAAUUGUGACACCCAUUUAUAUCUUAAUUUUUAAUCAUGUCAGUUCUUGAAUGGGUAUCUCCUUAGCCUGCUGAUUUCUUUUUCUUUCUAAAGAAAGUGGGUGGAGAAAUUAAUUUAGACGUUUGUUUGCAAUAAAAAGAAUUCAUUUUAGUCUCGUUUUGGGAUUCUCGCCAUCAAGGUUCAAAAUCCCUUUAUAAACUCCUAAGAGGAGAAAAUUUUAAGUGUGUGCUUUCUGGACAGCUUAUUCUUUACUCUGUGCUUGGAACAUUUAGGUUUUAAAAACUUAAAUGUAUACUGACAAGUCAUUUUAAUUAUGAAGAAAAGUUGAAUUCUUCCCUUCCCCUCCACCCUGCAGAUGACUUAAACAUUUAAUGAGGGGAAAAGGUACUGGCUGGGAGAAGUUAACACUCACUUUAUCAGCUUUACAAAAUGCUAAUGGCUGUCCUCAACUGACUUCUAUUUUAUAUACAUAUAUAUCUAUAUAUAAAUACAUGAAACUUUAGGAACAGAUGCUUUUAGAAGCCAUCAUGCAAGCCAGUCAUUGAUUUCACUAUUACACAACACUGCUAACUUAACUGUAGUUAUGUGAUAACAUUAGAUCCCCUAAUUGUAAUUUUAUUGGGUUUGCACAGAACACGUAAUCUUCUAAAGGACCCUCACUAAUAUAAAGUGAGGAAUCAGGAGUCAAACUGUAGAACUAAAACUUGAGUCUAGUGUUUUGUUCGUGUUUUAGAUUGCUUCUGGUAAGUGUAGGUUUGUCUAUAUUUUUGAUUGUUUAGGCUUUUGUUCUAGCAAUUUUUAAGUCAGACUUUUAACUUUCUUCAUACUCCUAGGAAUUUUCUCGGUACAAGCUGAGCUGGAGUUGAGUUUUAGGUGAUGGCAUAGAUUCAGUUGAUAAAUUUUUGGAGUGAGGAAAAGCUAAUCCUAUUAUCCUAAGAAUACUUGACAACACAAGGUAGUGUCUCGGGCUUUCAUCAUUUUAGCCACUUACUGCUUAGCAACCACUGGCACAAGCACCUUCAGUAUACAUGGAUAUACUUCUUGGGUUCAAAUUGCUAAUAUUAGUUCAUACUCUAAUAUGUAGGGGGAGAGUAAUGGCCAUUUGGUGUGGACUAUCCUGCCUGUGUAGUCCAGAAAGUUUUCGGAUGAGAGAUGGGAUAGAUAAAAAUGCUGUCCAGGAAAAUUAAAAUUUUAAGGAAUAUAAUCUCAGGAUUGGAACUAAUGUCUACAUUUUGUAUGAAAAAAAAUCUUCGUAUUUAAGAAAUCGAGAAAAGUGCACCAAAUGGCCGGCAAAAGGGUGAAGAUGAGAAAUGCCAAGUUUGGCAGAAUAAAACCUGUAAGAACCUUGGUUUAUCUGCCCUUCCCUUUGCCUACCUUAUGGCAAGCAUAUCACCAAAUAAACAGUUUGGAACAAAUGUCCCAAGUAUACCCAAAGAAAACUAGCCUGUGAGAUUGUUACUGGCCUAAUGGGAUUUCACUAUGAAGUGGUUAUAGUUUCUUAUACCUGUUCUGAGUGAAGAAUUGGAUCCAAUUGAUCACCUGCAGUAUGAAAAUGACUUAAAGAGGCCAAUCAGGAAAACAAAUGCUGUAAGAUAGAAAAGAAGUGACUCAAACUCAAUGAAGUUUUCUUUGCUGCUGGUCAGUUGCAUCUUGUUGUACAUAUGUCCACUAUUAGAUGGAGGGCUUUGACCUAGAAAGCUGUGAUCAGCUUAUUUCUUUCCCUGGUACCCAGACAGCAGAAAACAAUGAACUGUGAGCUAAAUUUUGACAUUGAAAUAACAAAGGGAAGCCAUGUUAAAUCGACAAAGCAAUAAGCUCAUUUGCCUAGGGUGGAUCUGUCUGCAAAUAAGUAAAUGUGUUCUGAGAACUAGCAACAAGGUAUUCAAGCUUCUUAAAAGACAUUAUCUUUGGAACAAAGUACUUAAAAUAUCCAGAAAGGGUAAUAGUACUGGUUUUUUUUUUCCAUCUCUAGGGGAGUUGACAUUCAUGGACAGAUGUUCUGUAUUUAAUAUUUGCCUCAUUUGUAGGAAUUGAAAUACAUGUUUUUCUGUAAGCAGUAAGUUGGCUUUUUACCCUAGGAUCAUUUUUACAGUAUAUCCCACUGCACAAAUAAAACUGGUGAAGUAUUUUAAUGACAUCUGAUGAGUAAUUGUAGAUGUGUAGGAAUUAACCUGAUUUUAAAAAGUCACAACCAGAGUAAGUUUAUUUUAUCAAGGCAUAAGCUUGUAUGUUUUAUAGCCCAAGUCUUAGUUUCUGGUAUUAGAUAAAAUGCACAUCUUCAACAGUCACUAUAAUUCUUUUCCUAUAUAUACUAUAAAAUGUCUUCAUAAAAAAAAUGGAUGGAACUUGUAGCAGAGAAUAAUUCUCUGCUCCCUAGCCCUCCAGGACAUUCACUGAAAUGUUCUGGAAAGAUGAACAUCAUACCCUUUUGAAAGCCAUUUUUCCUAAAAUGCUUGAAAUGGUUUGAGUCUAAACUUUUCCACUGUUAAUAUUUUUGGGCUCUGAGAAAAACUGGGUUUAAGUUUUAAUGUUUCAGUGUUAAUAAAAAAAGCAAGGAUACACAUGCGGCAAUAGGCUGUGCUAUCGAUGCGCUAGAACUCAUGCAUAACUUUUGAAGGACUAUUAGUGCUUUGAAUAGGUAGUAAAACUUUCAACUUCCUCAGCUUACCAAAUAGCAAUUUGAAUUUAUUAGCGUGUAAAUAAACCAGUCUCCAAAUCAUUAAUUUCCUGAACUUAAAAAUAGUUGAACUAUGAUGUCUUUCUUGUAAGGAGAGCCUUUUCCUUAGAUAACUUUUAGGUUUGAAUUUUCCUUUUGGCCCUAUCAUUCUUGAACUUCGACACAAAAAUACAUGGUGGAAGAUCUAGCCAGUUCAGUGAUUGAGGUUUUAUUGAGGCUGCUCUAAUUCUAGGUGUUUUUUUCUCUCUAAUACUAGUACUACAGGAACAUGUUUAUGAGAUAAAUACUUACUUUGGCCAGCUAACGUUGAAGUGACCUUUGUCUUUCUAACCCGUUUUACUAACCUUAUUUAAACCCUUGAGGAUUUUGAAAGUGAGCUGCAGUAUGGACUGAUGUAUGGCAGAAAAUAAAACAGGAUGCUCAAGUAUCCUAACAUUCUAAAGUUUGUUAUGUAUAUUUGUGAAGUUAGUUGAAAUAACCUACCUUAAUACCAGUUUUUAUUUUGUUUUGCUGAGUCUGCUAUUUUGAUGGUCACACAUAAGUGUUCCAACUGCAGGCAGCUGGAGCUCGGAGAGCUUUAGAUGGGAAAUGGCGAGAAUAUACUUUACUAAAUACACUAGCCAAUAUACUUAGUUUGCUCAAAGAUCUUAGUAUAUAUGCAGUAGUAGAUUGGAAAUAAGUGGGAAUAAUAGAUUCAUAAUGGUAACCUAGAAUUAGUCAAAACAAAUCAAAACCCUAUAUAUCUUAUGCAUUUAGGUUGGCAAUGUACUGUUCAUGUUGGAAGCUGAAUUAAGUACAAUUUUUUUGGCAUUAUGUAGACAAUCUAAUUUUAGUUGUGAUUGGAGACACAAUAGAGUAAGUGCAGUUAGCUGGUAGGCCAGGACAUUGGUGAUCACUGCUCAGUUAGUACUGAGACAGGAGUUCAACCGUGUUAUAACACAAUUAAUCAUUGCCCAGGAAUAUAAUUUUUUCUCCUUUUCAUGCCAGGAUUCAACAUAUACAUAAUUGUAUCUUGACAAGGAAUGGGUUUUGCUUUUAAACAAAGCUCGAACUGUGGGUAUGAGAAAAUGAUACCAAAGUCAAAAGUGAUGAGGUAAUAACAGUCUAAGUAAAUAGAGAACUACAGAAAGGUUCACCUCCUCCAUGUUGCACUGUUACAUUUGCAGUGCUGUACCAGUGGCAUUACAGUUAACUCGAGCAUGUUCAGCUUGAGUCUAUGCUGCUACAGGCUGGAGACAGCUACUGUAGACCCUGAUGGUAAACACUGAACUGUUGUUGGUGGCAUGACCCUUUCCUGACAUUGUUUUAACCGCCUGUGGUCUUAUGGAAGUAAAAAUCAGUUUUGUCCAGUAAGUAUUCUAUACUUGCCAAGCACUUGAGAAGAAGCACUGCCAUAAAUUAGUAUCAGCCAAAAAACUUUUAAAAAUAAAGAGGAAAAAAGAACAGUAAUCUAACUUGAGUGACACAAAAGCUUUAUAUAUUAAGGCAUUCAGAGAAGUGAGGUAAAAUCAGUACUAAAGAAAAACAAUUGGGGCUUACUUGAAUGGCAACCUAACAGCAUACUUUUUUAAAGGUAGCUAUUAUAAGGUCUUAUACCUCUGUUGUCUUCUUAAGGAAAAUAGGAGUCAUGGUCAAGUACAAUAAAGGUUCCAACUUUUUUUUUAAGUAAAGCGAAAAAUAUGUGCUGAUUUAAAUUUCAUCUCCUUUUCCUUAGUCUGUCCAUGUGAAUGUGCUGUGUGGAAGAGUAAAAGGGCCCAACUAAAUGUGUUCCAGUGAUUCCAAUAGCUGUUUAGCUGGUACCUACUGCUCUAUCACCUAGUGUGAAAUUUCGGAAUUAAUGGAACAAGGAAGCAGUACAACUGGAGGCUCGAAGUGGGCAUGGAAGGUCUCCAAUGUACGCUGUUGUGAAAAUGAAUUAACCUUGUCUUUGAUGAUGAAGGCCUUGGAAGUUUUACCAGUCAAGAAUGGUCUUUUUCUUACUUGGGGUAAGAUGAAACCAUGGUACGCUAGAGCUAGAAGGGACUUGAGUUACAUAAUCCAGUUGCCCAGUUUUAUGUACUUAAUGUGUUCAUAAGCUGAAGCCAAAGAUAUAUGUGGCCUACACAGAGAGCUUGUUAAGUAUCAGAUUUGAUUAGUAUCAUUUUUUUCCUUAGUUCUGCAGUGCUGCCUCUUAAAAUGUAAGUGGGCUAUCACACUGUGGAAAUUUUAAUGUAAUUAUUUGGUCAUGAUCAGUUUGAACAACCAGACUGCACUCAACUGAUUGUGUCAGUUUGAGUGGGCACAUGUCAAAAACUCCAUUUUCCUUUCUAAUCUUUUCCUUGUCAAAGUCUCCCUUUGGUGGUUGCCAGAUGAUUAGUUAGGAUCAAUAGAAAACUCUUAGGACAUGUGCUGGCAAUGUCAUUCACCAGUAUUACUGCAUUUGAUAAACCACCCAGCCUGUGUGCCCUGACCCUUGGAAUGACAGCCACAAGGAAGUGGGGAUGGGAGGGAAGAUGCUCUCUCUUGUGAAUUGAACUCUGAAGCAAGCUCCACGUAGCCUUUGAAGAGGGAUACAGAACAGAAUUCAGUCUCAUGACAUUUGUUCCUUGCUCAGUUUCUUUAGCUCAUCAUGAUUAUCAAGUUAUAGGACAAUAAUGAUGCCAGAAUCCUGUCCACUGGUGUUUCUUUUCUCAUUAAGUAUCACUUCUUAACCAGGAAGAUCUCUAGGUCAUGUUGUUAUAUUUAAAAGAUUGCAGUGAAAAGUAAUACCGAUAUUUUUCUAAACAAAAAAUAAUUUGCUUUGGAGAGGAGAAUUUUUUCUUGAAUGAGUGAAUAAAUGUUGUGGACUAAGCUGGAUGUUGGGUGUUUCUGAAAAAUUUUUUAUUGUGGCAGCCCAUUGGAUUACAUCUCACUGUAAUAAUGUACAUGUGAUCUUGGAGUUCUCUUUCAUUUGUGCCAAACAAGUCCUGAAAAUAUUUUAAUGUAUACACACACACACACACACACGAUGUGCAUAUUUAAAUUUUACCUAGAAAAUUAAAUCCCUGCAUACUUGCAAAAAAUAUUUAGAGCAGUUAAAAACCUUUACUUUUUGGGAGAUGACCCAUCUUCUAUAAGAAAUGGUGGAAGCACAGUCCAUUUUCUCCAAGUUAAAAAUAACUUGCAAAGUAAUAAAACCCAUUAGUGUUAGUCUUACAGAAGUAGCACUGGCUUCAGAAAUCAGGAAGUGUUCCCUCAUUUUUAACAGGGUAAAUAAACACUUGUGAUUUUAGUUAAGGCAAGUUUUAAAUUCUACCUAGGGAGAUUUUAUUUCUUGAAAUGCUGUCAUUCAGGCUCAGUACUUAUUUAAGAAACUUACCUAAGCCUUGGUUUGCUUUUGACAAGUCUGCUGUCCUCUGGCAGUGGAUGUAGGGCGGUAAUGCGUCUGAGUACUCAUUCAGGUGUCAGAAAAGGACAAUAGGACUUACACACACUUUAUUUGCUGGACUGAAAGCCUUAUUAUGGCACAUACAGUGUUUUACAGAGCUGAGCUCAGCUCAUCCACACGGCUUCAGAGGGUUGUACUUGGUGUGCUCAGGACUCUACUUGCUGCUGUUGGUGUUGGUUUGUUUUCUUUCAGGAUCAAGGUGGGUACUUUCAUAUAAAAUCUUAUUUUUAAUUCCUUCUCUGGCAAUUCUUUCCUGGAUCCUUAGCUUUGCAUAAUUAUACCUACAAUGGAACCUUGUAAGAAAAGAGCAUUAAUAAAUUAGUUAAUAACCAAAUUCCUAUAGAAACAAUUUUGAAAUUUAUAACAGUUUAAAAAUGCUUAUAGACAACUGCCCAGAGACUGAAAAUAGAAUCAAUCUAAUUUGGAUGGAGGCCUGUUUUUUGGGUGGCUUGGUAUCAAGACAGAUGAACACCUUCCUUAUUAAGGUAUGUUUUUACCUAAAAUGAGGGGUUUCUGUCACAGCCUACUUUGUUUGUUUGGAGGACCUCCUAUAAUGGAACCAUAUAGUGUGUAGUUCAGGUCUGGCCUUUUCGGCUCAAGAGAAGUGUGAGAUCAGUCUGUGUUGCAUCAGUAGCUGCGAAUGCAUUCUUAAAGGAGCAUUUUCAGAUGGGACGCUAUAAGCAAGGAUGAAAUGAGCACUGGGGUAACAAAGGUUGAGGCGUUUCUAAAUUAAAUUGUAAUCUGGUAUAUAAAUGGAUUGUCAACUGUUACUCAUUCACCUAUUCUGUAAACAAAUGGUAUAAAAUGUGCACAUACACAUUUAAAAAACUUAAGAUUCUUGGAUCUUUACUAGUAUACAUACCAGCACCCGAAAGUCACCAAGAUAAAGCCUCCUACUCCAACAUCACAUGAUCUCCUAAUUCUACCUGUAAAAGCAGCAUAACCACCACAGUCAAUGACAUUUUAUGUAUUAACAUAGCACACCCCAUUCAGAAAAAAGACGGUCGGCCAGAGAAAUGUAUAUUUUUUUUAAGUAGAGAAAAGCAGACACUCACUUGUUAACAGAAAAUGUCCAAGGCCAGCCACAACAGAUCCUAAUGAGCCGUAUAAUACUGAAUCACGUGCACAAGGAAUAUUUUCGACGUCUAAAAUUCCUAGGAGCUUAAAGGGCUAGGGUAAAUAAAAAAAGAACCUAGAUUGAACAAGAAAAUAUUUUAUUCCAGCGUAGCUUGGCAAAGACUGCACUAGAAUAUGUGGGGUUUGACAACAGUGAAUCUGUUUACAUUGUCUUGUGUGUACAAUCUGAAUCUAGAUGUAAACCUUGAGGACUUGAGCAGAAAACCCCUAAGCACAAGGAUAACACAUCUAAAAUAAUGGUGCUAUAUCAUAAUUUGCUCAUCUACUGGUUGGAAGUAAGAACACAUUUUAGGAGCUCUUUAAGCAUCUGUAUGAAAUUAUUGGGGAAUUUUGCUUCCAAUAAUUUGGGAUGCAUAAAUGGGAAAAAUAAAAUUAUUCUAACCAUGUUUGUUACAUACUAUUAGUAUAGUGCUCUGUUUCACAUUUUAUUGGUGUUGACUUGGUGAACAUUAUUUGUAUUUGUAAAGACAAAUAUUUCAUGUAGUGUUUCCUUGCUUGUUACAUGAAAUGCUCUUAAAUGUAUUUGAUAAGAGUAACCACCUGAGUAUGAUGAAAAGACUGGACAUCCAGAGUUGGGUUUUGUCUCAGCUCUCACUUCUAUAACCUGUAGGACAUACUAAUUUUCUAAUCUGUGGCCCUCAACUUAAAAUUGUUACCUAGCCCAAUCCCUUUUAUUACAAGUUCCUUAAAGUGAUAAAAUGAAAAUUUUCAACAGUCCUAAUGGGAUUUAUGGAUUUGUUCUUGAUUAAAAAAAAAAUACAGCCACCUUAAGCUUAAUAUGUGUAACUUCAAUGUCUAUCACCCAUUAACUCUAUUAGGGUUUUAGAGAGGGCAGGACAGACCUUUAAAAGUAAUGUCUACAUUUCACUGUGGCAUUCCCAUUAAUAAAGACUGAAAAAAUGUGAUGUGAUACUGCUAUUUAAAAGGAAGCCUUUUCCAUUAAAGGUUUCAGAGUUAUGGUAGCAGAGUGAGGCAGGACAAGUUUAAGAGAGGGGGUUCUAUAGGAUGAGGUGAUAACUGGAAGGAGUAAAGGGGGAGAAACGGGAAAGGACAGUAAAAGUCAGAAUUAAAGGCUGAUACAUGAAUAUAUUGAUUGUAUUUCUUUCUUGUGUUGGCUUCUUUGGCUCAAGCUUCUGCCAGAAAAGACAAAAUGUGACUUGAUUCAUAAUAAAAAUAUAUGUACUCCUGUG